CUGCGCGUUCCCCCGCCGCGCGUCAGUCGCCCGGCGACCGCUGCUCGUGUAGACAGCCCGCGUUCGCACGCCCGAAAACGUUACUCCAUCAAAAUGACCACUGUUCAGUUCGAAUACGAUCCGGAACGUCUCAUCGAGGAAGUUAAAAAACGCCCGGGUAUAUGGGACUUCGAGAAUUUGGAAUAUAGGACGAAAAAUUUAAGACACAAACUUUGGACGGAGGUCGUCAACGAACUAAUGACCAGCGACGUGAAGGUUUCGAAGAGCGAGAUGAGGGAACUAGAGCUUCAACUACAGAAGAAAUGGAAAAGUAUCAGAGAUUGCUUCCAAAAGUACAUCACACAUCCUAACAGAACAAAACGUCCUUACUUAUAUAGUAAACAAUUACAGUUCCUUUUAAAAAAGCAAAGUGAUCAACCAACAGAGACGGGUUCAAGCGAAUCUGACGACGGCCGGACAAAAAGACGAGCGUGGAGACCUAGGAAAAAACUCAAACUAACCAAGGAGAGUUCCGAAGACGAUAAUGAUGCUGACAACAACGAUGAUUACCACUUGAGUGAAGAUAUAUCCGUAGAAAUACCGCAGAAACAUAACACUUUAAAUAAACCUAACGUAAACGUAAUCGAUGAAUUCGCUUUCGCAAAUGUCGAUACUCCAGUUAGAACUGAAAUGGAAGAUCCGGAUAAACUGUUUCUUCUAUCAUUGCUUCCUCAUUUCAAAUCUAUACCUGAAGAAAUGCGUCUAAACGUCAAAAUGGAUAUGAUGCAAGUGCUGAGAAACGCGAAUUACCAUACAUCUAUAGACCAUAAAAUAAUUUAAGUUUUAUAAUAUAAAUAAUGUAUAUAAAUUUUUAAUAGCAUCAUUUAAGACACAUAUAAUCCUUAAAUAUAUUAUGUUAAUAUAUAUUUUCUAAUUUAAUUGAUUUACUGACCUGAGAUCUAAAUAUGUGAGCGAUUGUAAUCCACCGACUGCAUCUGGUAUACUCCUUAUGAUAUUUUGUGAUAACAAUAAUUUUUCUAAAUAUAUAUACGUUGUCACUUCCUCCGGCAAUUCACUGAACCGAUUUUUUGACAAAUCUGUAACAAGAGAUGCGUUAUAUUAUUAUAAUAUCCACCAGGGGCUUCUUUGUUUAUCGCUGCAACAUGAUUUGUCUGUAAUUUAAUAGUUCUUAUUUUAAAAUAAAAGGAGGCGAAUGGAAAA
Molecule: messenger RNA, 1200 nt
Organism: Melitaea cinxia (Glanville fritillary)
Lineage: Eukaryota; Metazoa; Arthropoda; Insecta; Lepidoptera; Nymphalidae
Exons: 2
Coding region: 94-819 (241 amino acids)
Biological process (GO): regulation of transcription by RNA polymerase II
Cellular component (GO): transcription regulator complex; nucleus
Molecular function (GO): DNA binding
Source: RefSeq, a predicted model, not a curated record